AUGAGCACAGCAUUGACAAGACCUUCUAAGUUGCUCAAGCAGUGUGGGCUGAGGUUUUCUUCUACCUUGCCCAGAAUAAUGUCUUGUUUGAGGGUAUCCUCCUCAAGCCAAGUAUGGUUUACCCAUGGAGCUGAGUGCAAGGAAAGAGCCACCCCGGAACAGGUUGCCGACUACACCCUCAAGCUUCUCCGGAGAAGAAUUCCCCCAGCAGUCCCUGGAAUCAUGGCAUACAAUCUGAGUGAUCGCAACAUAGCAUUAUAUGACUUGCGCAUGGGGAAACCGACAGCGAAGCUUAUCAUGGCGACAAAAACUAAUUCUAUUUGUUGGAAUCCAAUGGAGCCAUUCAACUUCACUGCUGCAAAUGAGGACUGCAACUACUAUAGCUUUGAUUCUAGAAAGCUUAAUGCAGCAACGUGUGUGCACAAAGAUCAUGUCUCUGCUGUAAUGGACAUAGAUUAUUCACCAACCGGUCGAGAAUUUGUAACUGGAUCAUAUGAUAGAACAGUGAUGAGAAUUUUCCAGUAUAAUGGUGGUCACAGUAGGGAGAUUUAUCAUACAAAGAGAAUGCAAAGGGUGUUAUGUGUCAAGUACAGCUGUGAUGCUAGUUAUGUUAUUUCUGGGAGUGAUGACACUAAUCUUAGGCUUUGGAAAGCUAAAGCAUCAGAACAACUGGGUGUUCUUCUUCCAAGGGAAAAGAAAAGGCACGAAUAUCUUGAAGCUGUCAAGAAUCGCUACAAGCACCUCGCUGAAGUCAAGUGUAUAGUGAGGCACCGCCAUCUGCCGAAAGCAAUAUACAAGACAACUGCUCUCCGGCGUACAAUGAUGGAAGCAGAACGCAGGAGAGAAGAGAAGAGGAAAGCUCACAGUGCCCCAGGAGACUCUACAUCAAAGCCAUUACGGCAGAGAAGAAUUGUGCGUGUUGAGGAGUGA
Molecule: messenger RNA, 930 nt
Organism: Fragaria vesca subsp. vesca
Lineage: Eukaryota; Viridiplantae; Streptophyta; Magnoliopsida; Rosales; Rosaceae
Product: DDB1- and CUL4-associated factor 13-like
Exons: 10
Coding region: 1-930 (309 amino acids)
Biological process (GO): maturation of SSU-rRNA from tricistronic rRNA transcript (SSU-rRNA, 5.8S rRNA, LSU-rRNA)
Cellular component (GO): nucleolus; small-subunit processome
Molecular function (GO): protein binding
Source: RefSeq, a predicted model, not a curated record